Molecule: messenger RNA, 2504 nt
Organism: Megalobrama amblycephala (Wuchang bream)
Lineage: Eukaryota; Metazoa; Chordata; Actinopteri; Cypriniformes; Xenocyprididae
Gene: elavl1b
Product: ELAV like RNA binding protein 1b
Exons: 8
Coding region: 172-1260 (362 amino acids)
Cellular component (GO): ribonucleoprotein complex
Molecular function (GO): RNA binding
Source: RefSeq, a predicted model, not a curated record
CGCUUGAAUGCGACACAUCCUGAGCGCAGCCCAGUCUUGAUCGGCGUGUGCGAAGUAGGUACAGCAGAUCUUCGCUUUGUUACCUAAUCGGUUUUUUUUUUACUCGUUUUUUGACGACGGUCGAGGACGAAGGAAACCAAGAAUAAAAUCUUGAAGCUGUAAAGUGUCUACAUGGCCGUCAGAAGAGGACACAUAAGGUAUUUAAAAGUUUGUGAGGUUCAGAACCAGGGUAAUGACAGAGACUCACACAAGGGUGCCAGCUCAGUAAAGCAGGAAGUAUACGAUAUGCCGAACGGUUACGAGGACCACAUGGGUGAUGAGCCUAGUGAUGCCAAAACCAACCUGAUUGUCAACUACCUGCCCCAGAACAUGAGUCAGGAGGAGCUCCGGAGUCUCUUCAGCAGCAUUGGCGAGGUUGAGUCGGCCAAACUCAUAAGAGACAAGAUGGCAGGCCACAGUUUAGGGUACGGAUUUGUUAACUAUGUUAACCCUAGUGAUGCAGAAAGGGCAAUCAAUACACUCAAUGGCCUGAGACUACAGUCUAAAACUAUCAAGGUCUCGUAUGCCCGGCCAAGCUCUGACAGCAUCAAAGAUGCCAACCUUUACAUCAGCGGUUUACCCAAGACCAUGACACAGAAGGAUGUAGAGGACAUGUUUACCCAGUAUGGUCGUAUAAUAAACUCGCGUGUAUUGGUCGAUCAGGCCUCAGGUCUGUCACGUGGCGUUGCAUUCAUUCGUUUUGAUAAGAGGUCUGAAGCGGAGGAAGCCAUCAAAGAUCUUAAUGGAUCCAAACCAGUUGGUGCCUCUGAACCAAUCACAGUGAAGUUUGCUGCCAAUCCAAACCAGACCAAGAAUUCCCAGCUGCUCUCUCAGCUCUACAACACUCAGUCCCGUCGGUUUGGAGGGCCUGUUCACCACCAGGCACAGCGCUUCAGGUUUUCACCCAUGAGUGUUGACCAUAUGAGCGGUGUCUCUGGUAUGAAUGUGGCAGGAAGUUCUUCCUCUGGAUGGUGUAUCUUUAUCUAUAAUUUGGGUCAAGAUGCAGACGAAGGCAUCCUGUGGCAAAUGUUUGGUCCGUUCGGUGCUGUUACCAACGUCAAGGUCAUCCGUGACUUUAACACCAACAAAUGCAAAGGGUUUGGUUUUGUUACCAUGACAAAUUACGAGGAGGCAGCAAUGGCCAUUGCCAGCCUGAAUGGAUACCGCUUGGGAGACAAAGUUCUACAAGUGUCAUUCAAAUCCAGCAAGUCUCACAAGUAAAGGGACUUUAUUUUUGUCAUGAGAAUUUGAAAGUUAAUUGAGGUUUCUUCUAAAGGUUUCAGUUAUUGUUGACUCUCUACAUAAGCAUACUCAUACAUCCAUGUUUGGGGUGAAAUACAUUUGUGCUAGUGUUUUACUAUGGGGUUAAGCAAAAGCUAGAAAUUUGCAAAAGUGAUUUGUCCCUGAUGACUGGCAUUUGUGAAACCCUGGACACACAUUUGAGGAUCCUUUUUUUUUUUUUUUUUUUUUUUUUUUUUUUUUUUGCACACUUUUGGGAUGCCUUAAAGAUGUCAUGGCAUUGUUGCUCUUCUAACCCCCUUUCGCUGAAUCACAAUGGACUUGUUGGUCCUAUUUUCUUUAUUUUUUUGUCAGUAUGAACUAUACAUCCUCACCUCGUCUAGGCCUUUGUAAAUAGUAACUAGGCCACAUCUUCAGUGCUUCAGCUCACCUACUGUAAGGUAAAAGAACAUGGGAAGGACCAAAGAACUUGGAGUGAAAAGCAUAUGCCUUUAAGUGUUUUAGUUUUCCUGUUGGGAGGUUAAAAAUUCAAAUGGCAAGUAUUGUCAUCUUGUUUUUUUUUUUUUUUUUUUUUAAUAAUCGCAAGUUAUUUGGUUUCAUAUUAAAAUUUUUGCAUUUAACAGCACAUUACUGUUCUUGUUUUUUUUUUUUUUUUUAUAUUUGGAAGGUGGUUCAGGAGCAUUUUAAAAAUUUGGUUUUACGUGUUUUUUUUUUUUGUUUUUGUUUUUUUAAACCAUUAUAUUUACUCCCCACUCUGUAAGGUCUGGGAAGUUUCUGGAUAAAUGGAUUGAAACUGGUAGGAGCGGAGUUGUUAGGCACAUGGCUGCAGGCUAAUAUAGAUUUUGGUUAGAUCAAUGUUCACUUACACAUUUGCUUGCAGAAUUAAAAUGAAUCCAUUUUAGUGUAGUGUUUUACUCUGUACUUAGUCAAUCUGUAAAUGCAGCUUUGUACAUUUUAAUGUGAAAUUUGGAUCUGCUUUGAGACCUUGUCAAGUAAAGGCCACACAAAGGUGAAUAAUUGUAUUUAAUUGUUCUCUAGAUAUCAGUACUAGUAUACAUCCUGUUGCAGACCAGCACUAUAUUUGUGUGCAUGUUCAUUUAUGACAAUGUUUGACAACAGUAAUUCUACAUGUCAUGCUUUGGGUCUUUAUUGAUGAUGUGACUUAAAGUCCUGUAGCAUGAUGAUCCAUGUAUAUCAUUUGAAUAAAUACCAUUGUUUUGUCAUAA